AUGGAUCGUGUAUAUACCAGAUACCGAGCGGUUUGUUUCGUGCGAGGUAGACUACUGCAGGUUUGCAUCGCGUCUUGGUUCAUGUGCUGUAGGAUGGAGCUUGUUUCAAUGCGAGCAUGGUUGCUUUUGUCGUUGUCUGCUCUCUUGUGGCAGACUGGAUGUUCGUUCCAAGUUCAUACGCUGAGUAGGAUGAGUAGACCAUUGCCCCCAAGGAUGCAGCCGACGAGCAAGAAAGGCAGCGGGAAGUUGUGCAUGCAGGAUCAAGGGGGAGAUAGGCCUCGUGGACCUUCAGAGACGAGCAGGGAAAGGCCAGAGACGCUGAAGAUGAGCAGGAGAAACAUGCUUCUGCUAGGACUGGGGGCUUCGAUGGUGUUGGGCUCCAAAGAAGCAAACGCUGCCUUUGGGCCGGCAGGAUCAGCAGCGAUUUCACAGCCGCCGAUCAAGAACUUAUCGCUCGAAGAUUUCUUAGAGUUGAGCUUGAAAAAGCAGAAGCAGAGACAGAAGAGCCUCUACGACAAACAGAUCGACACCAUGCUCAAGGAGAUUAGAGAGGAGGAGGCGAGAAACUACAAAAGCCUGGAAGAGUUUGAAGACUUGGUCCAGAGAGCAAAGGAGGAUGCAAAGUACAGAGAGUUGCAAGAGCGACUGCUGCAACGGAUGAGGGAGGAGGAGCAGCGGGAUGAGUUGGAGAGGCAGCUGCUGCAGAGACAACAACUCCUGCAGAGGCUUGACGAGCAACCAGCAUGGGUCAGCUAUACAGCCGCGUUUCUAGCAUCGGUGUUCUCAACUGCAGUCAUGCACCCGAUCGACACGAUCAAGAUCAGGCUCAUGUCGUCUCAUCAAGAUGAUCUUCCUCCUCCUCAUCAGUACCCGGACAACCAGUCCGGGGACAGUGGUGUUCUCGAGAACCUGACGACGAGCAGCGAUGAGGUUCCUCAGCAGCACGCGCACGGCCAUGGGCAUGGCCAAGUCAUGGUGGAGGAGAGGGAGUUUUCAAGAGUGGGAACGAUGUUGUUGGAGAAGGCGGAUCAUGGCUGGGAGGGCAGCCAUGAUAUGCAGUUGUCUCUUGAGAAGCAGGAUCGAAAUAACAUCAUCAAGAAUGCUGUUAGCCUGUAUGAUGGAGUCUUGCCCAACAUGAUGAAAGAAGCUCCAAGUUCAGCUCUGUACCUCGGCAUCUACGAGGCUGUUCGCUCACAGCUCAACCUCACGCCCCUCUCCCAAUAUCCUCUGGCUGUCUACCUGCUGUCAGGAGCUGUCGGGGAGCUCAUAGGAAGCGUCAUCCGAGCCCCAAGCGAGGCCGUGAAGACGAGGGUGCAGACGGGAAUCUCAACAGGGGAAGCGAUCAAGAUCGUGGCAGGGGAAGAAGGGAGGAGAAACACAUUCCGAGCAUGGCAGUCGUCUAUCCUGCGCGACGUUCCCAUGGGAGGACUGCAGAUCGCGAUCUUCGAGGGCCUCAAGACUUUCAUCAUCAACUCUCCUGACAUCGACUUCGACGUCAACACCAUCCAGUGUCUAAGACAGGAGCAGGCGGAGGCGUUGCUGGGAGCAUUAGGAGGAGCGAUCGGGGCGUUCCUAACUACUCCGUCGGACAUCAUCACAACUUUGAUCAUCACGAAAUCAGAAAGUUUGUCUGGCGAGGAGCUGGAAAAUGUCAACAUAGCAAGUGUCAGCAAGGAGAUCCUCUCUGAAUCUGGGCCGCUGGGAUUCUUCAAAGGAUCCUUUCAGCGAACAAUCUACUGGGCCCCAGCCAUCGGAAUCUUCUUGUCCGGAGGCAAAAUGCAGAUGUAA
Molecule: messenger RNA, 1788 nt
Organism: Guillardia theta CCMP2712
Lineage: Eukaryota; Cryptophyceae; Pyrenomonadales; Geminigeraceae
Exons: 13
Coding region: 1-1788 (595 amino acids)
Source: RefSeq, a predicted model, not a curated record